GGUGCAACUCAAUAGAUUUACCCUAAAUGGGGAGAAUAACUGAAUAGUCACAAAUUAAAACUGUGAUCAGCCACUUAUCGUUGUUGUUCCAUACGAUUGUACACUUAGAUUCAUCAAGCAAAUCCAGAUAUCAUUGGUUUUCAAGAAGCCCGAGCUGAUGCCAACGGCAAGCGGAACCAACUAAAACAACUGCAAACCCUUCUUCCUGAAUACAAAUACCAUGUUUUCCACUCGACAAGAACUGUUGACAAAAACAAAUUUGGCAAAAAUGCCAUCAAGGGCUGGGAGCAGGAGGGAUUAGGAAUACUAAGCAAGUAUUCAAUCGUGAUGUCCCACCAUAUACCGCUCUCGAAAGCUGGGGAAUCCGACGAAAGCCCACGAGUGUUACUGCACAUACAAAUAGAAUACGAACACCAUGAGAUUUUCUUUAUGGUCGUACAUUUCUCAACCAAUAAGAAACUUCAAUGUCAAAAUGCCAUGAGGUUAAUAAAUUUCGUUUCGUCAACCGGUGCUGAUAGGACUGUGAUUGUGGGUGAUUUUAAUACAUACUCGGACUAUGAGUGGCCAGUCGCGGCCGUUCUCAAUGGAUUCUUCUUACCGAAUGGAUGUCCUAAGCCUGUAGGGUUUGAACCGGUCGGUGCCGAGCAAGGUUAUGGUUUUGACGAUUCGUGGCCCAUGACAAAUUUGGAUAAAAAAGGUGGAUUAACAUUUAGUAAUAUGGUAAGUUUAUCGAGAUUCAGAUACUUAGUUACAUUCCACAUAAAUGGUAUCAUGGAAGAUAAAUAGAGCGGUUCAAAUUUUGAAUUUCACUACCAGUACUGCAACAUUUAUAAUGAACCAAUGAGAUGCAUUUAUUCUACCUGACUAACCAAACAAAUUUGUAAAUAUUAAGCCUUGAGAGGUAACACUAGUGGAAGUCAAAUCUGAAGUCUGAACCUCUCUAAUAUCAUGGCAACGGACAUAGUUAUGGUUAGUUAAAAAACUAAGGGCCCCGACAGUUAGGGGCCCCAUCAGCCACGGUCUAUCGCCCAGAAAAUUAGAAAACGUAAAAAAUGCAGGUUAAGAAUCAAUGGGAAAAUGCAAAAUUAAUAAUGCUAAAUAAUCAAGCCUCCAUCGACGACGGUAGCCGAUUUUUUUAUUCCAACUCAAAUUAAACAAAAGUUAUUCUUAAAAGUUGUUACAUAUGUUGGAGACUGUUAUUGUCGUCAUUGUUAUAGACACGGAAUUUUCCAGAACAUUCUAUAAAUGUUCAAUAUAAAUAUAAUAUAUCAGUCAAACAAUGACAACAGGGGCCCCCACACCGAAUAUGCAUGGGCAUACCGGAAGGAAAAAAUUAGGAGGGGCGGAAAGAAAAUUGCCCGACUUUUCGUAAAAUUGCUCGACUUUUCGUGAUUGUGCCCGUCUAGUACCAAAAAAUUUUUCCCGGAAAAAUUCCGGUCAGUGUACCAUUUAAGGGGUCAAAAAAUUUUUUCAGACAGACCAAUAUUUUUCAGAGCAUCACAUAAAUUUUCAAAAAAAACACUACAUUGGCCACAAAAUUGACUAAAUUUUCGAAAAAAUUUACAGAAUUUGUCCGAUUUAUUUUUAUAACAAACCAAAAUUGCCCGACUGUUAGUCGAAUAUUGCCUGACUGCCCAUAGGCGAUCACCGGGGGGGCAAAUAUAUGCAAAUAUGCCUAUGCAAAUAUGCCUAAGGGACCCCUCUUCCUCCAUUACGCCACUGAUUGGUAGCCUGUACUUCUGCAACCAAGGUUUCAUAACUUUCAUUCCUGCUACCCCAUUAUCCAGCUCGAUCCCUAGCGGACAGUUUAGGAUAAAGAGUUAUCCAGUAUUCCUUACUUGUAUUUAAAUUUGCUUAGCAUUAGAAGUAAUAUUUCAAAUCCGACUAUGGGGACUGGACAAGAUUUCAAGUCUGCGCAAUUUGAUCAAGCCCGAGGACUGUCCAGAUCAAAAUGCGAGGAUUUGAAAUGACAUCUCAUAUGAAUAAAUCACUACUUUUCAGAAAGCGGUACCAAUUUCCCGUGCGUAAUACAAAAUGACUGAAAAACGGCAAACUUCGCAGGGCUAUAUUAUCCGCAUUUUACAACAUUUCGCAACGAAACUUCGGAGUAUUAGUAAUUUUGUGAUGCUCUUUCAAGCUCAUCAGUGAUGAAAUUUUUGUCCAGACUUGUCUAGAACAAAAUUUUGUUCAGUAGGUAAUAGGCCCAUUGAAGGACAACUCGAAUUUUCUUAUGUACUCAUUUUCUUUUUCUCUUGUUUAUAGCCCUCUCCUGGACUCGUAAACCGUCCUGACAGAGUGUUGGUAUCUCGUGUUGGCCUAGAUCCUGUUAAAACCACACUGCUCGGUCAGGGUCAGGGCUACAAAAACGGCUAUAGCUCUUGGAACUAUGUAAGCCGUUUAAAAACUAUAUCCCGUAUGUCAAAAAGGCAAUGGAAUGGCGACAGACUAAAUUAUACAUGUCACUUGGACUGUGGACCUCGUGGCUCAUGUCGCUGUGGUGUUUGCGUCGGAGGUGGCAACGCCCUAAACUGUGACCUCCCUGACUGCACCGAGUGCACUGCCGCACAUUAUAACAUUAUAUUAUUUAUGUACUACUUUUUAAUUAUCUAUCUAAUUGGUGCUAUAUACCUAGCAUUCUGUAUAUAUGCAAAACAUACACAAAUAAGAGGGCUACGAAAACUUAUGCUUUGUCCAAGAUGGUUUGGGUGUAAGCAUUUUACAGUCUAUUUAGUAGUAGGUUUUGUCAUAUUUUUUUCUUUAGUUAAAGUUGGACUGUCAGAUAUGAUAGCGUUGUCACUUAAUCGUAUACCGGAAGAAAUGUUCCCAUCCGAUCAUUUAAUGGUUGUGAGUGAAAUUAAAGUGACAUAUCACUGAUUUCGUGGAACGAAAUUUAGAUUUUACGCUCUGGCCAAGAACUUGGAAUUUAGAACCAAGAACUUAGAAUUUUACAUGAAACUAUAGAUGUGUUAUGUUAAAUGAAUAUAAGUUCUUUGUACGUUUGCAUGGCGAUAAAACAUAAUAGUUUUGUUUGUGGAAACACCAUGUAAAAACAAAACUAUUAAAUGAAUAUAGUUGUAGAUAAUUCUGUAAAGAUAGUGAUCGGUGUCGAGUAUAGUGACGGAAUAUUUUACUUUUGCUAUAAAUUGUUGUUGAAGGUAACAUUUUCUUUUCACAAAGACACAUUUCCACUCAGGAAAAUUUUCCACAGAGAGAAAAUUUUGUAAAAUCAGAUUGGCUGACACAAAUUUUCUGUCGAAAAAAAUUUUGAUCAAUUUUUGGAAAAUUUACUGUCCGUUAAAACUUUCUUGAGUGGAAAUGGGCCUUUAGGGGAAAGACCAUUAGAAAAGUGAUGGGGUGGGGGGUGGGGGAGACAAAAAAAGGGGGAAGGAAGAUAAAAAAAUUCGGGCAAAGUGGAAGGCUAAGAAAAAAAACUACCUUCCACCAAAAAUUCCAGCACAAGCAGAGGGCUGAAAAAUUCGUGCAAGCUGAACCCCCUUGGCACUUUUCUAAUAGUUGGCCCCAAACUUUACAAUGUUAAGCAAUAAUAUAUUGCAAAUAUAUUGAUUUUUAGUGGAUGGAAGAUCGCAUUUAGAGAUUUUGCAAACUUGUCUUCUCUAAUAUCAUUUACACCCCGUUCCAUUGUUCAUUUCUAAGAUUACAUGCGCUGCACAAGUAAAAACGCAAGUUGUUACGGAUCUGCAAACAAGCUGUAACAAGGCUGUUGUCAAGCCGUCAUCAUGCGCGAUGUUUGUCCCCAGUUGUUGUGACAAGUCUGGAACAAUAUGUUAUCACCGUGUUACAAGGUUGAUGACAGCAACUGACUUCUUCCAACAAGAGUAAUACAGGUCGUUCGUAACAAGUUGCUAUACAAGCUUGUUGUCAUCAACUUGAUAACAACUUGUUACAUGCAGACGAUAUCAGACUUGUUGCAACAACAUGUUGCGAGUCUGUUGGCCUUAUCAGUUUUGUUACAAGAUGAUAACAACUUGUUCCAGACUUGUCAACAACUGGGAACAAGCAGUGCGAACACAUCUAGUUGGCAAGCUGUGAAAUUUUUACGCGUGCACCAGAAUAGUGUUAAAUAGGCAUGUGAUUUAAUAGCCUGUGGUCCCCACUCCCUAGUAUAAAUGUUGUGCUAAGUCCCGGGACCCCGACUAUAAAUCUUAGUUUAUAUUACAUAAAAAUACAUAAUUCAUAAUGCAUACUACAUACUAUACUGCAUGGUACUCCACGCUCUUUGAUGGAUCAGCUUCAAAUUUCUUUUGACAGAACGUCAUCAGUCUUUUCAGAGC
This is a messenger RNA of Paramuricea clavata, 4292 nucleotides long. Lineage: Eukaryota; Metazoa; Cnidaria; Anthozoa; Malacalcyonacea; Plexauridae. The record is from the annotation of a GenBank genome assembly.